AGAUGGAGUGUGAGAGUCAGAUAACCGAGUCCCCGCUAGAAUGGCCAGUAGAGCUGAACUGUGAUACAUUACCUUCCUACAACCCGGAGAGAAAGACGCCGAAAUGUAUCCACUACGAGCCACCAAAGCCAGCCCAUUGUAAACUUCACAAGGAGAUCGGACCGUGUAGCACCUACCAUCCUUUCUGGUACUUCGACCGGGUGGCAAAAACUUGCCAGACAUUCACUUACGGUGGUUGCCUUGGCAACAAGAACCGGUUUGAAACGAAGGAGGCUUGUAUCCGAACCUGUGGACAAGAAAGCACAAUAGCUCCCGGUAUGUUGAGUACCACAUUGGAUAUCACCACCAACGAGGCGACCACGCCCCAGCCCCUCCCAAAGGUUCUGGAACGCCCCAUGGACCAGACGGUGUUUGAAGGCGAGACUGUCACUCUGAACUGCUUUGCAUCGGGGGCGCUGGAGUAUACGUGGAGGAGGAUAGCUGGUCCGAUGCCUGAACAUAAGAUUCUCGCCGAAGAAUACAGCAGAGAGGGCGCUAUUCUGAUAAUUGCUGACAUGAUGCCCGAGGAUGCUGGGUUAUACAUGUGCAUCGCCGAGAACCAGGCAGGCGUGGAGGAGAGUGUUGCCUCCAUUACAGUUUUAGUACCACCUAGAAUCGUCAAGUUUCCAGAGAGUGCGUUGAUUAUCCAGGGGGAGACACUGGAACUGAAAUGUGAAUUCACGGGGGUUCCCCCUCCCAAGGUUUACUGGGAGAGGGAGGAUGGCCAAUUCGUUUCACAAAGGGUGAACGGUACGGAGUCGACCGUCAUCAUAAGCAACAUCAAUGACAUCCAGACUGGUAUGAGGUUCACCUGUGUAGGACGGAACGAAGCCGGGCUCGACAAGCGAUUCAUUGACGUCGAAGUGAAAGUGCCGCCAUAUUUCACCGCAUUUGCUCGCAACCGAACGCUGAAUGAGGGAGAGACAGCAGACUUCUUAUGCCAGGCAGAGGGGACAAGACCCUUGACGAUCACGUGGUACAAGAAUGGUGAACCGCUUGUAGCGGAUGGUGUUCGAACCAUCUUCUUCGACAACGGAACCAGCUUCCAUAUCACUUCGACCACGCCCAGCGACUCUGGACGAUACACCUGCUCGGCAUCCAAUACCGUCGGGCAGAUCGUGGACGAUGUCUACUUCCAAGUCAUCGCUUCGGCAGCUUUACCACGAAUCACCGAAAGCCCGUCCAAUGCGACCGUCUACAUUGGACAAUCCAUACGUUUCCAUUGCCAAGCAUCAGGCGACCCUGUUCCCACUGUAAACUGGUUGGUGGACGGUUUCACUAUCGGUGUCCCUCCUCUUGAUCGAGACAUGCGGUAUUCGUUCAAUGGCACCGAUCUCGUCAUUGAUCACGUCAAUGUGCGCGAUGCCGGGAAGUAUACGUGUUUGGUCACCUCGCCGCAUGGCAUGGAGCGAGUCAGUGCACAGCUGCGUAUUAGAGAACCCAAACUCGAAAUGGAAACUGCCAUCAGCGACACCAACGUCAUCAUCGGCGACGAUCUCGUGCUUACCUGCGAGGCGAGCGGCGAGCCCGAACCCAGUCUGACCUGGUACCGCAACGGUCUCCCAAUCAAUGAAACCCUUCAGAGAUUCUCCCUCGAAGAGAACUCCCUUAUCAUCCCCAUCCUCACCUCCAAGAUGGGCGGUUCCUACAAGUGUAUCUAUGACAACGGGGUGCUGACGGCGUCAUCUUCGGCGAUGGUAGAGAUCCUUGAGCCUACUGCUAUCACUCCUGCAUCAUCAAUGCCGCCCCCUAUGUCAAACUCAACGACAGCCACCCCGCAGCCAUCGGGCACGAAUGAUAUGUCAGAUAAUGAUUUGUCAGAACUUGGAACCGCUCCCUCAUCUCUAAUGGAACUCAAACUACGUCGCUAUGACGUCACAGACACAGGCAUACCAGACCUGUUUCGGGGAUGGGCCGACGUCCAGGGACAGGGCGCCGCCAACGACUAUUGCAGAGUGAUUGAGCCAGUGGAGGGACAGUACCAGCUCUCCUGUGUCCUCGCCGGGAGUGAAGGGGAGGUGAACUACACGACGAAUCUAGGCUUCGAGAUUGGUGAGAGAAAUACCUGGUAUAUGAAGGAUGAGGACGGCGAUGGAAGAGACGAUUACUGCAGAUGCAUGCGAGAAGCUGGCCAAGGAAGAUGGGUCUACUGCACCAAGGCGGGGGCAAACGGUUUCUAUGGCAACCCUGAUGCGGAGGACUUUGAGACGAACGAGGUAUCGUUCCGCGCCCCCGGACCGGGUGAGGAGUUGAAGAAAUGCAGAAAGAGGAGAGUGGACCCGUUCUUCGGAUUGCCAGAGACACUGGAAUAAAAAGGGCGUUGCCUCUCUUCAAUUCUGAUUAAAAGACUUUAAAUUUAAAGAAGGAUGUGAGCAACUGUUCGUGGUAGCAGAAGAUGUUUUGUGUCAGAACUCAGAUGAGUAGCUGAGGUGUCUUUGAACUGAAUAUAAACGCUGGAGCAAUGGACGCUGUGCCUCAUUUCGGAUAGCUGAAAACUUUUGUAACAAUAAUGAGAUGUGAGCGUCUAAUAGCAGGAUGUUACAUCGUUUCCUUCUCCACAUUUUUUUCAUUCAUCUUAUUUAUUCACUUUGGGGGAAGCUGACGACAGAAAUAUCCGUCUAUUAAAACAAUGUCAAGUGUCAGUGAUGAUGAUAUGCCAUACCCGCCUCUCUUACAUUGGUCAGUUGUGAUAUAUAAGAGUAUUUUUUAAAAUGGAAACUCCAGGGGAAUACCCGUCUGUACUAAGCACCUGUCCUCUUCCUGAUCCACGACCAAAAAAAAAAUCAAUUUAAUAUUCCUUUAAUGGACUAAUGUCGACUUUCGUCACAAAUGCAUUGUAUAUACUCCAAUCAACGUGGCAGACUGGAGUUUUAAUCUGUAGUGAGUAAAAGAGGUUAUGAUUUGUGAAUAUGCCAUUAAGAAUGCGGCGUGGGGUAUAUGACUAUCUACUUUUCAGUUUUUCCUUUAAGAAUCCCUGUAUACUUCUUUCCAACCUGCGUUAUGAAUUAAUAAAAGUUAUUGUGCUAAGCCUCAGAAACAACCCUGCAGCUUUAAAGGUGGUAUUGUUCUACUAUCAAUAUUAAUCAAACCAGUGAAGGUAUUAUGAGAGUCGUAUAAAACAUGUUUCUAUAUCAGCAUUUCAAUUAUAAAAUAUCGACUUAAAACUAUGUUUACCAUGAAUAAUAAUAAUAAAAGUGUACAGGAGUAACAAUUUAGUCUAUUCUUCUAGGAGCCAUGUUAGGAAUCACUUCGUUUUGGAGUAGAAAUCCACGCCAAAACUAUUCGAAUCUACUAACUCUCAAAACAGCUAUCAAACCAUUUGUAUGGGAUGAAUUCAAAUUACUUCGAAUCAUCGGGUCAUCGCGUCGGGUCGGGGGUAAUUUUUAUAAAAUAACCCUCUCAUCUACAAAUGGUCUGUUCCACUUUACACGACACUUUACACGACACACGAAAACUCUACGGUAAAUCUUCCAAGGGUCGCGUCCUUAUAACAUGCAUUUGCACAUAACUUUCCGCUUUCGUUUCACGAAAGGUCAUGUAACGCGACCACCUGACCAGACACGGUGAUCCGAUGACUCGCAGUAAGCCAAUCGCGUGGCCAGAACUGAGCGUUAUCUAUACCAAGCAAAAUAUGACAAUCUGGACCUAUCAAAGACAGUAUGAUUUAAAGUGUACAUAUUUGUUAGAUUGAAGAGUGGAUGUAAUGGUUGAUGAAACGUAAAGUUCAACUAGUAUUCCUUAUUAUUAUAAAAUGUUAUAGUUCUUGAUGGAUGUUUAAUCUGAUAGAUCGCGUUUCCCAAAUGGAUGUCCUAGAUCGUACAUAAUCAAAGUCUUCCAGAAGGUGGUUCUCUUAAAUACCAAUGUGAAGUUUGUCAUGUACAUUAAGUGUAUGUUAAAUGUAAUAUAAGUUACAUUUAAUUUCUAAUAAGUCCAUAUCACAUUUUUAAUACCAAUGUAAAUUAUACAUGUUAGUUGUUUGUUAUGUAUUACGUGUAAGUCCACGUAAUGUACAAACGCCAAUGAUAAGUUAAAAGUAUAUUGGAAUUCCGCAUAUAGGAGGUAAAAGGGGGAACAAGUUGUAGAUGCUUUAUACUGGAAUGAUUUCUGAAUUUUUGUAUUCGCUUAUCAUUGUACAUUUUACGAGUUCGCAGCUUCAUAAAGAGGUGGUGUUUUAUAACUGCUUUCUAUAACAUGCAAUGGCUCAUCAAAGAAAAAUACUUAAUGAACCAGUUCGUGUACAUAUAUUUGUCGUAGGACCUUUCUACUUUGUUAUCAUUGUUGUACAGUAUUAUUGUUUCUAUUAAAAUAUCUUUGAUAUACCUCAAAGUGA
Molecule: messenger RNA, 4369 nt
Organism: Strongylocentrotus purpuratus (purple sea urchin)
Lineage: Eukaryota; Metazoa; Echinodermata; Echinoidea; Camarodonta; Strongylocentrotidae
Product: hemicentin-2
Exons: 14
Coding region: 3-2351 (782 amino acids)
Cellular component (GO): neuron projection
Molecular function (GO): serine-type endopeptidase inhibitor activity
Source: RefSeq, a predicted model, not a curated record